Molecule: messenger RNA, 1098 nt
Organism: Fusarium keratoplasticum
Lineage: Eukaryota; Fungi; Ascomycota; Sordariomycetes; Hypocreales; Nectriaceae
Product: Fungal-trans domain-containing protein
Exons: 4
Coding region: 1-1098 (365 amino acids)
Biological process (GO): DNA-templated transcription
Cellular component (GO): nucleus
Molecular function (GO): DNA binding; zinc ion binding
Source: RefSeq, a predicted model, not a curated record
AUGAGGUACUCCUUGAUCUCUGCCGGCGAAAGAAUCUCGAGCUACGUCUCCCACAGCCUGGCCGUCACCAUGCUCACAUAUCUUGGACUCCACGCUCUAGAAAAUGGGCCCUCGUACAGACCAACACUUUGCUCCGAGUAUCGACGUCGACUUGUCGCCCAGAUCUUCACCACGGACAAGUUUGGCGUUUCCUUUGCUGGUCGGCCGCCCUCCUUGACUGGUACCUUUUGUUCCACUCCGAUGCCCCUUGACAUCAGUGAUGAAGACCUUGGUUCUGAUGAUACCACUCUGAUGCAAGCAUUCAACUUGCUGGAUGACCAUGGCUGGAAUACGGUUGGUGAGAUAUAUCCGACCACCAUGAUUCGAGCGCGACACAUGAUCGCUGUCAUACGCGACGAGUUGAUCGAUAUCGCCUUGUGUAAUAGAAGACCUGUGGAUAUAAACCAACUCCAAGACAUCAAGACUCGACAGAUGAUAUCAAUGUCUACCUUUCCAGAAUGGGUCAAGUACAACCCGGACGACCUCAUUAACCCGGAAGUUGAUGCGAAGACCUUGUACUUCAGAAUCACACUCCAGCUCGAUUACUUGAAGAAUCUCUUCUUUGUGGAACGAUUGCUUCAUCGACACGGCCAAUCUGACAAGAGGGAUCUGGUACUUGCGAGCUUCGACCUCGUCAAACUAACAGUCGAACUCUGGAACCGUCAGAGCUCUUUGGACAGCCCCGUCAUACUACGCGAAUUCGAAUGGCAGCUCCUGGAGUACGGGGCACCUGGUGGAGGCAUCCUCUGUCAAGAGCUUCUCCAACCAACUCCCACGGGAUCUGAUCCUCGCUACGCUGCACUGACGAGGUCGGCUAUCGUGCAGCAGCUGAGCUUGCUGGUGGGAUUCUUGGAUUGGGUCCCCCCUUCUGCUCCUGCUGGGGAAUCGUGCGCCAACUUUAAGCACCUCAUCCAGCGCGUACUGGACCAUCAUUUGAAUGAGCCUGUCGAGCUGGAGGCAAGGGGAAACUUGGAGACAUUGGGCUGGGGAUCAUUGCUGCCGCCUCCCUUUCGCUUUGGGUUGUUGAAUAGUUUUGAUUGGCUUGGUCCUAGUGUUUGA